Molecule: messenger RNA, 2112 nt
Organism: Ylistrum balloti
Lineage: Eukaryota; Metazoa; Mollusca; Bivalvia; Pectinida; Pectinidae
Product: tyrosinase-like protein 1
Exons: 3
Coding region: 1-2112 (703 amino acids)
Molecular function (GO): oxidoreductase activity
Source: RefSeq, a predicted model, not a curated record
AUGCAUAUACACCACAACAUGUGGCUGUUUGCUGCGGCAGUCGUGUGCGGUGUUGUUACAUCUGUCUUUGGAUUCAUUGAACCAAUUCCAAUGCCGGAAACCCUUGACGAAUGUUACAAAUACCGUGUCCAGAAUCUUAGUAUAACAGAGGUGCCUUCACAGGACAUAAACAUGUUUUGUAUAACACGAUUCCUCUACUCGACCUCCCACCUCCGUCCACAACGUCCGAUAUCCAACGAGACUAUCGCGUACGCUCAAGAACUAUUUCGUCAACUUCUUACUAACUACAACCCCGAGAAUGGACACAGAGUAAAAAGGCAACUCAGUGGUGUUCGCCAGGAGAUUCGUACGCUUAGUAGACCUCAGUGGGACCUCUUCACAAACAGAAUCAACAUGCUUAAAAACCUACCGGUUGGUAACGGAAUGAAUCGUUAUGAUUCUAUAGCUGAUAUUCAUCGACUUGUCAUUGCAUCGGCACACAACGGACCAAACUUCUUAGGUUGGCAUAGAAUAUACCUUUUGCUACUCCAAAUUGCUUUGGGAGGUGUUCCUAUCCCCUACUGGGACAGCAGACUUGAUUUCCGUAUGGACGAACCAACCGAUUCAGUGCUUUGGACAUCGGAAUUUUUCGGAAAUGGAUUUGGUGUUGUAACUGAAGGUCCAUUUGGAAACUGGCAAACUCCAGGAGGGUCUGCUCUGAUUCGAAACAUAGGAAACGAUGGUACCCUUAUUAACGAUGAUGGAUUCAACGCAGUUUUGACAAGAAAUUUUCACCGCGAAAUCGUUGAACCUAGCAACAAUCCAAUGUUUAGUUUAGAAGGUCAUCACAAUGGACCCCAUGUUUGGGUAGACGGACAGCUAUCUGCCCCUGCUACUGCUGCACAGGAUCCUAUUUUUUUCUUGCAUCAUUCUUUUAUAGAUUAUUUCUGGAGUCUUUUUAGAAGAAGGCAGAGAUCACUUGGUAUAAAUUCGGCAUCUGAUUAUCCUCCUACGAAUAAUCCUUUGCAACAACCGUUUGCUAGAAUGAUACCGUUUAAUUUACGGAACAUCAACGGAUACAAUGAUUAUUUUGCUCGUCUAACUUUCUAUGCGCCGUCGCCGACGUGUCCAGCUUGUGGUGGUAGCAGUUAUCUGGAAUGUGUUGGAGGGGCAUGUAGAUCUCGUGUAGGAGUGACACCCGGAGGAGGCGGCGGUAUGGCAAUGGCUGCUAGUUUUGCUGGAAGGGGUGCUAUGGGUGGAAUGGCUCCAGCAAGUGUUGGUGGUCCUGAAAGAGCAAGAGCAACUGUGAUGGCAAGAGGGGCCCUCAAUAUUGGUGGAAGAUUCCAAUCGGCUUUUAGAGAUCCCAGAACAAGACAAGAUACCUUACCAAAUGCUCCUGUAAGCCGCGGCAAAAGAAGUGCAGCAGUCACUAAUACUACCGCAAGUAACUCUGAUGCAAACAAGGAUACAUCACAAAUUAAUCGGCCUUAUCAGAAUACAUUUGUACUAAAUGGAGUAGCUAAUACAAGUUUAUGGGCCUUUGUCCCUGUUCGCAUCAUUUUCGAGAGACCCCCAGAUGCUCAAUUUGAAUCUUACUUGAUUCAAGACGGCAAAGUAGUUAAAACCUCUGACAUGUUCUCAGCUGGAAACCAUACCGGAUACACUCUCCAGAUACGAAAGAAGAUGCCUGCUACUUACAAAAAAUGUCACGUGUCGGGCUCCGGAGCUUCCAAAGUUUUCGUCCAGACCGAUGGUAUUGAUUACUCCGGUAGAUACAAGGACUAUGCUGUGGUAGAUGAAAGGCUGCCGAUCUCAUCUUCCUUGACAUAUGUCGGUGUCAAAAAUCCCACUGAUGGGGCAGCUAAGUUUUAUAUGACCGCAUAUGACUCGUGUGGACGUGUCUGCAGACCACAGUGUCUCAUCAAGGGAAGCUAUCGACCGUGUUCUGGUGCUUUUCGCAUAACGUCAUCCUUCCCGAAAAUGUAUGGCAUUACAUUUGAAGAUGCAGUUAAAGGUAUUUGGAAAAAAGGUGAAGGUCUAGGUACAGAAUCAAAUGGAGCUGGAAUACCAGUUACUUUUCUUUGUGAAAUCCAAUAUUCCUGGCCAUGGUUGCAAGCAAAUAAGCAAUUUUAA